GCGUGCGUGCGUGUUUUCAGGUAUGUUUGCGUCCUGCUGUAACUGGUUGUGUAUGGACUCCAGUGAUGACGUCGAGCAGCCUGCAGGAGCCGAGCGACGUCAUCAGUCCUACACCAACUCAGGCUUCAGCAGCCAGCCGUCUCCUCCUCCACCCGAGCACACCUGUAAGGCCUGCGGGGGACGCCUGGACACGCCUGCCAAGAAGCAUGUAUGUGUGGACUGUAAGAAGGACUACUGCAGCCGCUGCUCCGCCCAGCUGGCGCCACGCCCCCGCCUCUGUCACACCUGUCAGCGUUUCUACGGCAACCUGCUGGAGCGGGCGGAGCUCAUGAAGCUGAAAGUGAAGGAGCUGCGGGACUACCUGCACCUGCACGAGGUGUCCACCCACCUGUGCAGAGAGAAGGUCCCUCAGGCUUUUCUCAGACUACAAAUUUGUGAAAUGUGUCUUUAAUUCAAGUUCCUAAA
This is a messenger RNA of Plectropomus leopardus (leopard coralgrouper), 465 nucleotides long. Lineage: Eukaryota; Metazoa; Chordata; Actinopteri; Perciformes; Serranidae. The record is from RefSeq and is a predicted model, not a curated record.